AUGCUCCGAUGGGGGGCUCGCGAGCUAGGUCGAUUUGUUUUAAAAUGUCUCCACGCCCAGGUGACCAAUGCCGACAUCCGCUCCUAUUUCCGCUCCAAAGAAUACUCUGAAGGAACACUCGGCGCGUGGCCUCACCAAACCUACCGUUCUUCUCCAGCGAUAGGCCCCAUACUAAACAUCCAGAAAGAUCAUCCGACAUGUCAUGAUAACAAAGACCACCUACUUCUUAUGGGACCUUGGGGAACCGAGGUCUCGAAUCCAGGUCCGAUGAUUUUAGAUACUUAUGGCGGCCUUGUAUGGAACGAUCCGGUACGCUAUGGAAAGACUUGGGCGGUUGAUGUACGGUUCCUCGAUGAUGAGCCGUACCUCAGCUUUUGGGCUAGCAAAGACCCAGCUAGCGAGGUUGGCCAUUGGUACAUGCUCAACUCGACAUAUGAUGAAGUGUAUCAGAUCCGAUCCGGAGAUGGCUGGACCGCCGACGACCAUGACUUUGACAUAACGCCAAAGGGAACGGCCCUUCUGGUGGUAAACAAGGACAUUCCCUUCGACCUUAGCCCGGUUGGCGGUCCACGACACGGUUGGCUACGUGACAACGGUAUUCAAGAGAUCGAUAUUGCCACAGGGGAGGUCCUUUUCCAAUGGACGGUUGCUAGCCAUUAUAAACUGGAAGAAGGUUACCAUGCAUUCACACCAGGUUGGGGCGAGGAUUCAGAUCAUCCCUUCGAGCCAUUUGUCCUGAACAGUGCGCACGCGGACUCGCAUGGUAACUAUUUGGUUUCAAUACGGCAUAUGUCGAGCAUCGCGUAUAUUGAUGGUCAAACUGGCGACGUGGUCUGGAAAUUGGGAGGUGAAAAGAAUUCAUUUGCCAAUUUAUCACCAGUGGGAGAUCAUGAUGACGACCACAACGCGACUGUAUUUGAUGGCCAGCACCAUGCCAGGAUUCUCGAGACCGGAGAACUCAUCGACAGCGAUACGCUAAUCAUGACAAUUUUCGAUAAUGGCUUUGGGGCCCAAGAGCCUGCACACCCGACGAUGGGGAAGAUUGUCAAAUUAAACGUAAAACAAAUGACGGCACAACUUCUAUAUCAGCCGUACCAGAACAAACACCAGACAGCUAUCACACACGCACGAGGGUCUUUACAGAUUCUUCCCAAUGGGAAUCGGCUUUUAGGCUAUGGGACAGUGCCGUCAUGGUCUGAGUUUACCACGGAUGGACGACUUCUAUGCGAUAUUCAUUAUGCGCCCAAGGUCGGAUUUAACACGCAGGAAGCGUUCUCCUAUCGUGUACUGAGGCGUUUGUGGAUUGGCCAACCCCGAGAAGCCCCUUCCGCAGUAAUUGGAGAAGAUAACAGACUUUAUGUCAGUUGGAAUGGCGCAACUAAGGUGGUCAGUUGGGAAUUGCAGGCCUCUCGCCGUAACAGUGCUGAUGGAGGAGAACAAGUGUUCGUCUCCAUCGAAAACAUCACUAAGACCGGAUUCGAAACUUUAAUUAAUAUUCCAGAAGCGCUAGACAACCACUACCUCCGAGUGGUAGGAAAGGACACUCAGGGAAAGGCUCUGGGAAUCUCGGGGGUUGUGGAGAGACCUUCAUUGAUUCCGCGCCCUAUACAGUUUGUACAGGAUCAAAUACGGAUGAUGUGA
Messenger RNA from Penicillium verrucosum, 1641 nucleotides. RefSeq names its product arylsulfotransferase family protein. Lineage: Eukaryota; Fungi; Ascomycota; Eurotiomycetes; Eurotiales; Aspergillaceae. The transcript has 3 exons. Bases 1 to 1641 code for a protein of 546 amino acids. The record is from RefSeq and is a predicted model, not a curated record.